Messenger RNA from Octopus sinensis (East Asian common octopus), 396 nucleotides. RefSeq lists its product as uncharacterized. The coding region runs from base 1 to 396 and encodes 131 amino acids. NCBI's taxonomy places the organism in Eukaryota, Metazoa, Mollusca, Cephalopoda, Octopoda, Octopodidae. The record is from RefSeq and is a predicted model, not a curated record. The transcript has a single exon.
AUGCUUGAACGAAGAUGUGUUGAUGUAUGUUGCGUACAAGAGGUAAGGUGGAGAGGAGCUUUAGCCAGAGUCCUCACAGGCAAAGCAUAUAGGUAUAAACUCAUCUGGGAAGGUAACAGCGAUGAAAUAGGGGGCAUGGGCAUACUUCUUGCAGAGAAAUGGGUGGAUAAGGUCAUAGAAGAAGUCAAAGUGUGCGAUAGAGUACUUAAACUCAGGCUAGUCUUGAAGAAUGGUAUAGCUACAAUUAUCUCUGCCUAUGCCUCACAAGCAGGCUUACCAAAUGAACAGAAGGAUCACUUUUAUGAUAUUCUUCUGCAGGUUACCUCAAAGACAAGUGACAAUGAUCUCAUCUUUAUGGCUGGAGAUUUUAAUGGGUAUCUUCUAGAGUUAACAUAG